AUGCCCUACUCUCCUACUGUCGCCGCCGCCACCACCCUGCUGGCGGCAGCCUAUGCGGUGGGGCGAGGGCGCUGCCCUCGCCUACAGGCGGCACGCCCAUUGGCGGCGCUGCCCUCGCAUGCAGGCGGCACGCCCACUGGCGGCACUGCCGUUGCAGGUGGGCGCCUCCACAGGCGGUUCUGCCGGCGGGGCAACGCCUGCAGGCGGCGUUGUCCCCCGGGCCGGCCGCCCCUAUGGAGGGGUUUCUGCCCGCGGGCUACCAGCCCCGCCGGUCGCAAGCCUGCUGCAAGCAGGCCGUCGACCGAUUGCUGCAAACGGAAGGGAGAACUGAUAACGUGCUCAGAUGAGAAUAACUCGGAGCUUUUCCAUGGAGUUCUAGGUGGACUGGGACAGUUCGGGAUCAUCACCAGGGCCAGGAUUGCACUGGAGCCAGCUCCCAAAAGGGUACAACUCCCUCGCCUUCUCCUCUCUUCCACCCACCUUCUCGUGUGGAUCCGAGUGCUGUACUUAAAUUUCACCACCUUCACCAGAGACCAGGAGUAGCUCAUCUCUCUCCUUGGCGCAGAACCAAGCCAGAGAUUCGACUACGUCGAAGGCUUCGUCGUCGUCGACGACGGCCUGAUCAACAACCGGAGGUCGUCGUUCUUCUCCCCGAAGAACCCUGUCAAGAUAAGCUCCGUAGGAGCCACCGGCGGCGUGCUGUACUGCUUAGAGAUGGCCAAGAACUACGACGACUCCGCUGCCGACUCCAUUGAUGAGGUGGUAGAGGCACUCUGGGACAAGCUGAGCUACAUACCGGCAUCGGUGUUCACCACCGACCUCCCCUACGUCGACUUCCUCGACCGCGUCCACGGGCCGGAGCUGCAGCUCCGCGCCAACGGGAUGUGGGAGCUGCCGCACCCGUGGCUCAACCUCUUCCUGCCGGCGUCACGGAUCGUGGACCUCGACCUUGGCAUCCGCCGCAAUAGCACCGGCGGACCUAUCCUCAUCUACCCUAAUAUCGCAUGCCUUGUUUGCUUGCCCUGCCUUGCAUGCAUGCAUGCAGCCCUUGCAACCCUAGCUAGCUCACUAAUGAAUGCACACGUUCUAGUUUGUUACCUUUCUACCAUCCCUCAUCACCCGACUCGAGCCGGGUGGGCUCGUCAUUUUGGGCCGAGGUGGGAUCGGUUCGUCCGACGAAAGGCCCAGUUCGACCCCAUGUGCAGUUUCUCUAAUGAUUAUUUGGUUUUGAAGGAGACGACAACAUAUAAUGAGAUAGAUUUGAGGGUGAACAAGAUGAUGCUAGGACGAAGACAAGCUGAUGGAUGCGAUGGUCCAGAGGACAGGACCACAAGACAAGUGAGGCCCAGCAAGAGAGAAUUUUCCAAGGAGUUGUCCUAA
Molecule: messenger RNA, 1380 nt
Organism: Musa acuminata subsp. malaccensis (wild Malaysian banana)
Lineage: Eukaryota; Viridiplantae; Streptophyta; Magnoliopsida; Zingiberales; Musaceae
Source: RefSeq, a predicted model, not a curated record